This is a messenger RNA of Aspergillus niger, 1713 nucleotides long. RefSeq lists its product as uncharacterized. Gene Ontology annotation, molecular function: zinc ion binding; DNA-binding transcription factor activity, RNA polymerase II-specific. NCBI's taxonomy places the organism in Eukaryota, Fungi, Ascomycota, Eurotiomycetes, Eurotiales, Aspergillaceae. The coding region runs from base 1 to 1713 and encodes 570 amino acids. The record is from RefSeq and is a predicted model, not a curated record. The transcript has a single exon. Gene Ontology annotation, biological process: regulation of DNA-templated transcription.
AUGUACAAACCGGCACCACCGAGACCUAAAAAGACAAACAUCAUCCGCUCCCGCAAUGGCUGUAAAAGUUGCCGCAGUCGCAGAACCAAGUGUGAUGAGCGGAAGCCAAAAUGCGGAACCUGCGCGAGACUUGGAAAGAUCUGUGAAUAUGCUAGACCAGCUUUCAAAUUUCAAGUUACGACAGUCGACGACCCGAGACCACCACCAGAGCCACUAGCAACAGCAACAGCGUCCAAUGUGUCGUCAGAAGAGACAACCCCAACACCGGCCGGAGACCAAACUUCGGUCGUUCGAGCCGCACAAGAUGUUCCCUCUAUCGGAAGCUAUGACAUUAUCCGGUCAUUGCAAACGACGGACCGCGAUAUCUUCUAUACCACCUACUGGGAGGGCUCUUGCUUGCCAGCCUUGCACCCGAUAUUCAAAUUCGCCACCUCAUUGGCCGCUGGCCAUCCCAUUCUCAACGACGCCCUCCUAGCUUUAUCUGCCUGCAAUAUUGGCCGCAUUCAGGCCGAGCACAGAACAGAAUCGUCUGGGUUGAUGUGCUCAUUGAGUCCUAGUCUGGUUCACCAGACACGGAGUCAUCUAUACUACUCGUCCGCGAUCCAAAAGCUGGCCAUCAUGCAAUCACAAGACUACCAUCAGAACCCUACCACGAUCCUGAUUGUGCUUGUUCUGUUCGCUCAUCUAGAGCAAGCUAUGGGGAAUUUUCAGGGCUUCUAUACUCACGUCCGGGGCAUGAUGAAUCUUCUUGAAUGGCAUAACGGCGUCAAAGACGCAGCCAUCAAGUCGCUGCUUGCUUCAUGGAUGCAAAUCCGGUAUGUUGUCUGGUGGGCUCGGGCCUAUUUCAGUUCGAUAGAAGUUUGUCAGCAUCUCCCAUCGAUACCUUUACCGGCCUCCCUAUUAGACGUCCCGCAGACAUUGCAUGAGCGACGUGUGAAAGUUCUUAGCAUCAUGUGUGAAUCACACCGGUUGAAUUUCAACGCCGUGCUGCAGCAGUUUCGGAAUUUGCAGUCGAACGAUGCUAGUGGUUCCGAUGUCGACAAACGCUAUGUUUAUUGCACUGCUCUAUUGCAUCGAGAAGCGGCAAAGCUGGAUGCGUGGGUGUUGCAACUUCCGCCAUCUGAGCAGCCAAUAUACGAGCUCAACGACACAAACGGUACUACCAUCCGUUUUCAGUCCCACGAUGCCGCGCUGAACUACGCAUACUACGCGGUUGCGCGAGCCAUGCAGUGCACCGGGGUCUUACAACUCCUCUACAGUUCUGAUACCCCUCACCACGAACGGGAGUGUAAUGAAGAAGAGUAUUGGGUUCAGACAUUAGUCCGUAUUGCACAGUGGAGCGAUAUGCAGACAUCCAUCACCAAAAAUAGCUACACCAUCGGGUUCUCAGGCUUACUCCUGGCGGGUAUUCUCCGAUGCCAGAGUCUAUCAGUCGGGUUGGAGAUCCAGGACUGGUUACAGGCACUCAUAAACCUGCAACCAACAGAAGAAGGGGCAUUUCCGAUCUAUCAGACUUUUCAUGUGGUCAAGAUCAUCAAUCAACAGAGGGCAAUCGGCCGAGAUAUCUUUGCCGUCACUCAGCCGGUGGAUGAUGGAGGCGGAACGCCCAAGCUUACUGGCUACAACAGUCAGUCGAUCACAAGCCUUCUCUUCCAUGGGAAGUACCAGAAUUUGGAUUGCCUUUUCCAAGAGUGCAUCGCCCUGGAUGUUUGA